GGGGCCACAAUGGGGAUCUCACCUGGACAGGUGGUGCUAGUUGUUGUCCUGACAGGGCUGCACCUCGCAUGCUGCUCUAAGCUCAACGUCCCAAAACUGCUCCUGCCAUAUACCCGAGGAACCCGGAUCAACUACACCCUGGAGGUGACUGAGGGCUGCUACAAAUGGUCAUCAACUAGACCUGAAGUUGCCAGCAUAGUUCCAUUAACCACUGAUGACCAGCAAUGCUCACAUCGUGCUGUGGUACAAGCGCAAGCAAAUCAUCCUACACGGCUAACCAGUAUCAUCUUUGCUGAAGAUAUAUACACUGGACAGGUUCUACGGUGCGAUGCGAUCGUGGACAUAAUUAAUGAGAUUCAAAUUGUGUCGACUACAAGAGAACUUUAUCUGGAGGACUCCCCACUGGAGCUCAAAAUACAAGCUCUAGAUUCUGAAGGUAACACAUUCAGCACUUUAGCUGGGAUGGCCUUUGACUGGGCAGUAAUGAAAGACACAGAAAUGGAUGGUUACACCGAUUCACAUAAUACCUUGAGGAUUUUGAAAUUUUUGGAGUCCACCUAUGUACCUCCAGCCUAUAUUACAGAAAUGGAGAAGGUUGCAAAGCAAGGUGACACUAUUUUAGUGUCUGGACUGAAAACUGGAAGCUCAAAACUCAGAGCGAAAAUGCUUGAAUCCGUGUAUGAGAAAGUGAAUCCAGCGAAGGUUCGGCUUCUUAUUUUAGAGAACAUCCUUCUUAAUCCUGCAUAUGAUAUUUACUUGCUUGUGGGAUCUUCUAUCAAAUACAAAGUGCAAAAAAUCAAACAGGGAAAGAUCACAGAUUUGUUGAUGCCAUCAGAACAAUACACAUUGCAGCUUCAGAACCAUUUGCCUGCCACAGGGGGUAAUAAAUAUGAUCCGGUGGCUAAGCUGGACCAGAGAAGAUCUAAAGUGACAGCCUUGCAGGAGGGUCAAACCGACAUUGUGCUUCUCCAUAAAAAUAUCCGCAUGCAAGGUGCUUCUCGAUUACCGAAUGGGACCAUAUUUGUGGUGGAACCUGGAUAUUUAGGAUUUACUGUAUAUCCUGGAAAUCAAUGGGUUCUUGAAACUGGAAGAUACUAUGAAAUAACCAUUGAUGUGUAUGACAAGUCCAGCAACAAGGUCUAUUUAUCUGAUAAUAUACGCAUUGAAGCCAAAAUACCAAAGGAAUACUUUGAGGUUCUGGAAAGUUCGCUGAAUGGGUCGUACCAUCACGUGAAGGCCUUGAAAAGUGGUCAGACAGUAAUUGACGCCGCUUUGACAUGUAUGGUAGAUGAAGAUGGAGGUGUUCAUGUGCUGGCAAAUCCAGUGAGGAACCAGCAAGAGGUGGAAAUCUAUACCCCGAUUACAAUUUCACCCAAAAUUCUUACUUUUCCCUGGCAGCCUAAACCGGGAGCUUAUCAGUACAUAAUACAGGUACAAGGUGGAAGUGGAAAUUUUACCUGGUCCUCCUCAAAUAAUGCUGUGGCUACAGUAACUGUCAAAGGGUUGAUGACAACUGGAGAUGACAUUGGUGUUAGUGUUAUACGGGCCCGUGAUGUGCAAAAUUCUUUACAUUUUGGCGAGAUGAAGGUGUUUGUCAUCGAGCCCACUGGCAUGGAAUUCACUCCUUGUCCAGUUGAAGCCCGUAUAGGAAACAGCUUGGAGCUUCCUCUGAGGAUUUUCGGCCUCCUCAAUGGUGAUAAUGAGGUAGUUUCAUUGAGUGACUGCUCGCACUUUGACUUGUCGGUGGAAAUGGAGACUCCUGGAAUAUUCAACAUCCUGCCAGGUAGACUCAAGCCAAGUGUUGAUUUUUGUAGUGGUAUUACUGUACAAGGACUGACUGCUGGGUACUCAACUGUAUUUGUCAGCUACACUCAUGGCCAUAUAUAUCUAAAAGCCAAGAUCGUAAUUGCUGCAUAUCUACCUCUAAAGACUGUUGAUCCUAAGGCAGUAGCCUUAGUUACCUUGGGCUCCUCAAAAGACAUUUUAUUUGAGGGUGGCCCCAAACCAUGGGUACUCGAACCUCUGAAAUUCUUCAGGAAUUUAUCUACAGAAGACAACGAAGGCACUGGCCUGUUCCAUCUUGAUCCCCCUUCAUCUCGCAAUCAUUUCCAGCAUUGGGUUAGAGCAGUUUGCAGGGACCUUGGUGAACAGGUCAUUGCCUUGUCUGUAGGGAAUCAUCCCACAGAAACAAACCUGUUUCCAGCAGUAGAGAAUGUUGAAGUGAAGCUGGCCUGCUCCCUUCUCUCACGAUUCACUGUUACUCCUGUAUAUAAACAUUCCCAUAAGGAUCUUGUCUGUCCUCUGAUGCAGCAAAACAAACAAGUGAUUCCAGUUUCCAACUACCAAAACCAGUUAGUACAGUUAUCGGCUUAUGACCGUCAUGGAACAAAGUUUGAUAAUUUCAGCUCCUUGGCCAUUGAUUGGGACUCUUCCAAUAUUCAGUUGGCCAGUUUUGCUGCUGCCAAGCCCAUGACAUACAUUGAGAAGGAAGAUGCUAAUGGUCAACGGAAACGUCAUGGUCUUAACACAAUUCAUGUGCAUCAAGUAUCGGGAACGACGGUCAUUACUGCUACAGCUAACAGUUACCAGGAGUCUCAUCUAAAAGCAGCAAAAGUGAAGACCCCGUAUAAAACAUUGACCCCUGUGUCUGCCAGUCUGGAGCUUCUGCUUGUGGAGGAUGUUAAAGUGAACCCAGGAUCCAUUGCUAUUUACAAUCACCCUGAAAUCACGGCUGAAUUCACCAUCUCUGAGGGAUCAGGAUAUUUUUACAUCAACAGCAGCAUAUCUAAUAUUGUCAAAACGGUGUUUCAAGAAACAAAAGGAAUUGUGACAGUGUAUCCUUUGCGCCCCGGAACAUUGUCCAUCAUGGUUUAUGAUCUUUGUCUGGCUUUCCCAGCACCAGCUGCCGUCCAAGUUCAUGUAUCUGAUAUUCUGCUGGUGGAAGUAAGAGUUGUUGAUAAGGUUGAAAUUGGAAAGUCAGUAAAAGCCUAUGUGAGGGUCCUGGAUUCUUCUCAAAAACCAUUCCUUGCUAAAUAUUUUGCCUACAUGGAUUUGGAUCUUGGGUCUUCAUCUCACAUUGUGUCUUUUAAAGCCCUCGGUGAGAAGACUGACCCAUUUACAGCUGUCUUCAUUGUCCAAGGUCUGGCUAUAGGACAGACAAGUCUCACUGCAUCUGUCACAGAUAAAGCUGGUAACAGAAUUGAUUCUUCACCAAGAUCGCUUGAGGUCUUCCCUCCGUUCCGACUCUUGCCUCGGAGGAUUACAAUCCUUAUCGGUGCUACAAUGCAGAUCACAUCAGAAGGUGGCCCACACCCACAAUCAAACAUACUAUUUUCCAUCACAAAUGAAAAUGUUGCUUUUGUGAGCGCUAAUGGUCUGGUGAAAGGUGAAACAAUUGGCAAUGUAUCAGUAACUGGGGCCAUACAGGCCAUUGAUUCAGAAUCUGGAAAAGAGGUUAUUGUGUCAGAGGAUAAAGUAGAGGUUGAAGUAAUACAGCUGAAAGCUAUUCGGAUUCAUGCACCCAUCACCAGAAUGAAAGGUGGCACACAGAUGCCUGUUUAUGUAAUGGGAAUAUCUAGCAACCAGACACCUUUCUCAUUUGGUAAUGCUGUUCCUGGGCUUGUUUUCCACUGGUCUGUAGUAAAGCGGGAUAUCAUAGAGGUGAAAAGCCGACAUAACGAGGUGUCUGUUGAGCUUCCUGGACAGUACAACUUUGCCAUGAAUGUUUAUGCCAAAAUGAAAGGAAAAACUGGACUCAAAGUAAAUGUUCAAGUCACUGAUCCACUGGCAAAGCAGUUCUAUGGCCAGGCACAUGAACUCUCGGAUGAGAUUCAGAUUCAGGUAUUUGAACGAUUACAUUUAAUAAGCCCAAAUGUGGAGGCUGAGCAGAUAUUGAUGUCUCCUAACUCUAAACUGAGGCUGCAGACUAAUAGAGACCGAGCAGCGACUGUUAGCUAUAGGAUACUGAAUGGUCCAAAUAAGCCGUCUGUUGUACAGGUUGAUGAUAAUGGUUUGCUGACAUCAGGAUCUUUUACUGGUAUUUCAACCAUGGAAGUCAUCUCUCAGGAGCCUUUUGGAAUCAACCAAACCAUUAUUGUUUCUGUUAAGGUAUCUCCAAUUUCAUACAUGCGCAUUGUAACUAGUCCUGUCCUUCAAGUAGAAAGCAAUCACUUAUCUGCAAUUCCAUUGGGAAUAAUUUUGCAUUUCACAACCCGUUUCCAUGACAACACUGGGGACGUUUUUCAUGCUCAGAAUUCUGUUCUCAAGUUUGCAGUUAACAGAGAGGAUUUUGUACAAAUUGGUAAGGGACCCAAAAACGACAGUUUUGUCAUGCGCACGGUCAAUGUUGGAUACACUAUAUUGAGUGUGUGGGAUACUGAGAACCCAGGAAUCUCGGACUACGUCCCCCUACCUGUCCAGCACAGCAUUUACCCUAGUAUGAAGGAAGAAGUUGUGGUUGGUGACGUCAUUUGUUUCACAAGCACAGUAGCCACUCAGAAAGGUGUGGCUGGAACAUGGAGUUCUUCCUCUAGUUCCACUCUUCAGAUUGAUCCCAGGACAGGUGCUGCUUUAGCAAGAGAUUCUGGUUUUGUGACGGUUUAUUAUGAAAUUCCUGGGUUCCUUAAGUCUUACCGUGAGAUGUUAAUACGUUCUCCGCAGAGAACACAUGUGGUGGAUGCAAAUGGAGAGAAAAUCAGUUUCCAGGCUGGAAAUAUGCAUAAAUUCCUUGUUCACAUUGGAGAAAAUAACAACAAUUUGAAAGGAGAAUGUUCAGCAGCCCAGAUUGAAGUUAUUCAAGAUUUUCACCCAGAAAACAUGAUUAACUGCCACUUAAGGUUUAAAGAUCAGAAUCUUGACAUUCCAGCAUCUGAAGUCUUUUCGGCUAAUACUGGCUUUGACGUUGACUCAGGUCACUACAUCUGUUCCCUCAGCAGACAGAAGCUUUCGGAGGGCCAGCUAAAACAAAUCAUCAUCGGGGACACAUCACUUAUUGUAACAGCAUCCGUCCUGGGAAAUAUUGUGUACCAGGAGCAGACAAGUGCACAUGUUUCUGUCUAUCCUGGAUUUUAUACCAACCAGAAGGAGCUUCUUUUAAGCAGUCAUUAUCCUACCACCACUGUUAAGAUAUUUGGAGCUACUGAAUUGUUGAAAAACCUUGAGGUGAGAGUUCAAUCUUCAGUCAUUACUGUCUAUCAAAAUGAGAAAUAUAAUGGGGCGCCCAGCUUUGUAACUUACGAAGUUGGUAUAUCUGAUGUUCAGGUGUUAAAUCAGGGUUCCUUAUCUACCUCAAUAACCAUUUCCAGUUACAUGUCUGACCAAACCAUCAACAUCCCGAUUAAAUUGAUGGCAGCUACAGGCCCACUUAAUGUGCCUUAUACCGUGGGGACGGGCUUCUUCCAUCACUUUCUGAACUCUUACCAGAUGAUUUUCUUCACUCUGUUCACAUUGUUAGCAGGGGCUGCUAUAGCCAUUCUAGUAUUUUCACCAAAAGAGAAGAUUGAUCACCCAGCCUUUAGGUCUACAUCACCACCUCUGGCAUUAAACAAUAGUUUUGCAUCAUCCCCAUCCUUGCUUUAUCCCACCCAAGGAUCUCCAAGGAUGAACAAUUCACAACCACGAAUAUUGUGGAGUCCAGACUAUGCUUCCAACUGAGAACUCUGUGAUAUACCAAAGACCUCAGCUAUUUAAAUUGUGUGCCUUGAGUCACAUACGUCCCAUGCCAGACAGCAUGAGACCAAUAUUUUAUGCAGAUUGCAUUGCUUCA
Messenger RNA from Nanorana parkeri, 5764 nucleotides. RefSeq names its product nucleoporin 210 (gene NUP210). The transcript has 40 exons. NCBI's taxonomy places the organism in Eukaryota, Metazoa, Chordata, Amphibia, Anura, Dicroglossidae. Gene Ontology annotation, cellular component: nuclear pore. Bases 10 to 5652 code for a protein of 1880 amino acids. The record is from RefSeq and is a predicted model, not a curated record.